This is a messenger RNA of Onychostruthus taczanowskii (white-rumped snowfinch), 3317 nucleotides long. It is a transcript of the gene FAF2, whose product is annotated as Fas associated factor family member 2. NCBI's taxonomy places the organism in Eukaryota, Metazoa, Chordata, Aves, Passeriformes, Passeridae. The record is from RefSeq and is a predicted model, not a curated record. Gene Ontology annotation, cellular component: endoplasmic reticulum. The coding region runs from base 1432 to 2685 and encodes 417 amino acids. Gene Ontology annotation, molecular function: ubiquitin binding. The transcript has 11 exons.
CUCAUUAAAAUAAUUUGUACAUUGCUACAAGUCAGCUUGGAAAGCCUUCAGGGAUCCCUGCUGACUUUGCAGGGAUCACUUCAGUGUUUUCAAGGAUAAUUUCACACUUUGUGAAGUGCCAUCAUAAGUAGGCUGUACAGCAUUCCAUGGUGACAGAGCCCAGGACUUCCACAGAAGGUUACAUCCCUCUGCACUGUGGUGGGAGCAGCAGAGCACACCAGGAAAGAAGGCAGGAUGACAAGGAGGAGGUGAGGAAUAGUAGAAGGCCCUCAGUGAAUUAGAGAGCCAAAGGGAGGGAAGCACUGAGCAAGGACUGCUGUUCACCUGGCAGACAGCUCUUUGGGCUGAAGAUGCUGUUGCCCUAAACUGUUCAUCCUGCUUCUGCUGGAGAGUGCCCCUUUCCAGGCAGGGGUGAACGUGCUGUCCUGUCCUGGGCACAGCUCUGCUUAGUGCCUGCUCUGCAUUAAUUCCUCUCCUGUUUGUGUGCUGGGCUCUGUAGUGCUCAUGCAAACAGCUUUGCUGGCAGAAUGCUGAAACCAGCAGCUUCCUUCUUGUGGGCAGGGCUGGAGCAGGGCAGCUAGCUGCACCAUGCUGGGGCAGGUUAGUAAAGGAAAAAAACAGUGGAGAGAACUGGGAUAAACUUGAAAUGAAAGCAACAAAGCCUCUUGCAUGCUUUCAGCCUCCCAUUUACUGCCAGAGAGCUGGCUAAUAAUGGAAGGGAAUAAAAGCAUCUAAAUUUUUCAUCUGUCGAGACCUCGCUGUCCUGACAUGUGGAGAGAGAAGUUUGCUGUGAACAGUUUGGGAAAGCCAUGGAGAUGUGAUUCAUUUGGGAGAUGGAAGAAACAGCGGAGCAGCUUUUCUAGGAUCUGAUUAUUGAUCUGUGCCCAUUACACUGGGGCUGAUGUCUGAUACUGUAAUAUGCUAAUGUAAAGUAAUGGAGUGUUAUUUGCAAGAGAGUUGGCACUCAUAUAAUCUCUGACUUCAGCUGGGGAAAACAGAAUGCUCAAGGCUGGACAUGGCUCUGAUUUAGGGGAAGGAGGAAACAUGAAACUCCAGGCAGCUUUCCCACUCAGCGUAUCGAUCAAAACCCUCAGAAAGGCAUUUGCUGUAAUAUGCAACGAGAAACUCUUGGUUGAGGCAUUUUUCCAGUUAGAACUCAGAUGUUCUUUACCCUUGGAAAGUAGUUCUCUGGAAUUUGGCAGUGGGUUGGGAAGUCAGAGCAGUGCCAGUGAGUCCUGUGGAUUUGCAUCUCCUGGGCUGUGUGGACAUCGCAGUGGAUCUCUAGAGGCGACGGUUUCGUAAGUCCAGUUUACAACCUUUGUCCACUCAGGGGUAUUCCUUCUGCUUUUGAAGCAGGAAAUUGUACUUUCCACUACUUCAGUAUUGAGAAGAUUCUGAGCACUCUCAAAGGACUUGACUGGCAUAGAGUCCAUGGACCAAUGUCGCCACACACUGGAGCAGCACAACUGGAACAUAGAGGCAGCUGUGCAGGACCGACUGAACGAGCAAGAGGGUGUCCCAAGUGUCUUUAAUCCUCCUCCCCUGCGGCCGUUGCAGGUCAAUACAGCUGACCACAGGAUCUACAGCUACGUUGUCUCAAGGCCACAGCCAAGGGGCCUGUUAGGAUGGGGUUACUACUUCAUAAUGCUUCCAUUCCGAUUUACCUAUUACACGUUACUUGAUAUAUUUAGGUUUGCUCUGCGUUUUAUACGCCCUGAUCCUCGUAGUCGGGUCACCGACCCAGUGGGUGACAUUAUUUCGUUUAUUCAUAUGUUUGAGGAAAAAUAUGGGAGGAUACACCCAGUCUUCUACCAGGGGACUUACAGCCAGGCCCUGAACGAUGCCAAGCGGGAGCUGCGCUUCCUGUUGGUUUAUCUUCAUGGGGAUGACCACCAGGACACAGAUGAGUUCUGCCGCAAUACACUGUGUGCACCUGAGGUCAUCACCCUCAUCAACACUAGAAUGCUCUUCUGGGCUUGCUCAACCAAUAAACCAGAGGGAUACAGAGUGUCGCAGGCCCUGCGGGAGAACACGUACCCCUUCCUGGCCGUGAUCAUGCUCAAGGACCGCAGGAUGACCGUGGUUGGGCGGCUGGAAGGCCUCAUCCAGGCUGAUGACCUCAUCAAUCAGCUGAUGUUCAUCAUGGAUGCCAACCAGACAUACCUGGUGUCCGAGCGCCUGGAAAGGGAAGAGAGGAACCAAACCCAAGUCCUGAGGCAGCAGCAGGACGAGGCAUAUCUGGCAUCCUUGCGUGCAGACCAGGAAAAGGAGCGCAAGAAGAAGGAGGAAAGGGAGAGGAAGAAGAAGAAGGAGGAGGAAGUGCAGCAGCAAAAACUGGCAGAGGAGAGGCGGCGGCAGACACUGCAGGAGGAGAAGGAGCGGAAGUCGGAAUGCCUUCCUCCAGAACCGCAUCCCGACGACCCGGAGAGCGUCAAGAUCAUUUUCAAGCUGCCUAACGAUUCCAGAGUGGAGCGGCGAUUCCACUUCACACAGUCACUGACGGUGAUCCACGACUUCCUGUUCUCCUUGAAAGAAAGCCCUGAGAAGUUCCAGAUUGAGGCCAACUUCCCUCGCCGUGUCCUGCCCUGCCUCCCUACAGAGGAGUGGCCCAACCCCCCCACGCUGCAGGAGGCGGGACUCAGCCACACGGAAGUCCUCUUUGUGCAGGACCUCACGGACGAUUGACACUUCUUUUUGGUUUUGUUUUUGUUUGGUUUAUUGUUCCGUUUGGUUUUUUUGUUUUGUUUUGUUUUGUUUUUUUUUUCCAGAAGACACAAAAACGGAAAGAGAAAUUCAUAUUAUUAUUAUAAUACAAUAUUUUUUUUAAAAGACUGCGUACAAACGAGGGAUCAGAGACCACAUGGCCUGUGCCAGCUGUGCCGCGUGCGCGCGCACGGCCAGCCCCUGCACGGGGGGCACACGGGGGGAGCUGCUGUUGCCCCUCCGCCCUCCCUGGGGAGGAACAGGAAUGGCAGCUCUUGGUAAUUAUUGCUUUUAUUGAUGACAAUAAUAAUAAAACCCCGGCAACCCAACAUCUUGUGAGGAUUUGAUACUCUGCUGCUCCUGAGAGACACAAGACCGAGCACCGGAACGUGCUGGGAUUGGGGUGGGGGGAAAGGGCUGGACAGACUCUAUUCAGCUUCCCUCUGUGUAUAAAUACUGUUCUUUUAAUAUUUCUCUUGCUUUGUAAUGACCAAAGGAGAUUGGGGUUGACUAUAGUAUUAACUUUUUGAUAAAGAGCUGGUUCGAUUCUUACCCAUGUGGGGCCUUGCCCAGGGUUCUUAGCCUGCGUAGUGUAAUAAACUCUGCCUCUAGCA